AUGGAAACCCGCGAGGACUCGCUCGCGGCAGUCCAGACAGUUUCCUCCGCGGUUCAUGGAAGUACCGUCACCCAACGGAGGAGCCCGGUUUCGUUUAAAGUUUACAAGAGGAGGUGGUUGGUUCUGCUGGUGCUGUGUUUGUUAAACUGCUCCAACGCCACGAUAUGGCUCUCAUUUGCACCUGUGGCAGCCCAGUCAGCCCAGUACCUGAGAGUCUCUCUGGAGGACAUCAACUGGCUGUCGGUGGUCUUCAUGGUGGUUGCUAUACCCCUCAGCUUUGGGACCACGUGGCUGUUGGACACGUUUGGCUUACGGAUCACGCUGGUCCUGGGAGCCUGGCUGAACAUGCUCGGAGCGCUGCUGCGCUUCCUCGGCACGUCGAAGCUGCACGGUUCUGACCUCUUGUUCCUGGUGGUGAUGUUGGGCCAGACUCUCAGCGCCCUCGCUCAGCCGCUGAUCAUUUUCACCCCCACUAAACUGGCGGCGCUGUGGUUCCCCGAGCAUCAGCGCGCGUCGGCCAAUAUGCUCGCCUCCAUGUCGAACCCCGUGGGCAUCCUCAUCGCCAACCUCAUCUCUCCUGCGAUCGCCAAAACACCGACCCAAAUCCCCACGCUGAUGCAGGCCUAUGCGGUCCCGUCCUUCAUCGUGUGUUUCCUCGCAUCACUGGGGGUUCUGAGCAGCCGACCCCCGACCCCACCGUCAGCCAGCGCAGAGACCUCCGGGUCAGAGCCGUUCAUGCAGGGAAUCAAACUGUUACUGAGGAACAAAGCCUACCUCGUCCUGCUGCUGUGCUUCGGCUCGGGCAUGGCCGUCUUCACCUGCUUCACCACGCUGCUGGAGCAGAUCCUGUGUGUGCAGGGAUACACCGCCGAAUUCACCGGCUUUUGCGGCGCUCUGUUCAUCGGCGUCGGGGUCGUCGGCGCCGUGCCCUUCGGCCUCUACGUGGACAAAACGAAGAAGUUCAUCGAAGUGGCAAAGAUCAACCUGAGCCUCACCGCUCUGGCGUGCGUCGCCUUCUCAGUGGUGUGUCUGAUGCCGCAGCAGAAAGCCGCCGUCGCAGUCGUCUGCUCUCUGUUCGGAUGUUUCGGUUUCUCCAUCUACCCCGUGCUCAUGGAGCUCUCAGUGGAGUGCUCGUACCCGGUCGGAGAGGCCACGUCGGCCGGACUCGCCUUCGUGUCGGGGCAGGUGCAGUCAUUCGUUUACAUCCUGGUACUUCAGGCUUUGACCACACGGCUCACCGACUCUCCUCUGUCCACCUGCGGGGACGACGUCUUCAGCUGGAAAGUGCCGAUGAUGGUGAUGGCGGGACUGAGCUGCUUCUUCACCUGCGUCUUCGUCACCUUCUUCAACACUCGCUACAGACGCCUGGAGGUCGAGGAGCGAGCGGCGUGCCGGCCCGCGGGCCCAAACGAGCCCGUUGCUGCAAGCAGCUCGAGUCUGAAUGAGAAAACCUUACAGGACGUCAGGACUCAUAAAUAA
Molecule: messenger RNA, 1479 nt
Organism: Nematolebias whitei (Rio pearlfish)
Lineage: Eukaryota; Metazoa; Chordata; Actinopteri; Cyprinodontiformes; Rivulidae
Gene: slc49a3
Product: solute carrier family 49 member 3
Exons: 10
Coding region: 1-1479 (492 amino acids)
Biological process (GO): transmembrane transport
Cellular component (GO): membrane
Molecular function (GO): transmembrane transporter activity
Source: RefSeq, a predicted model, not a curated record